Messenger RNA from Symbiodinium sp. CCMP2456, 1272 nucleotides. Lineage: Eukaryota; Dinophyceae; Suessiales; Symbiodiniaceae. The record is from the annotation of a GenBank genome assembly.
AUGGACCUGUCAGCAGCUGCAGCAGUAGAACUGUCACCGCCCGGGCCGCGGCUGGCCUCUGAGGAUAUUCAAGGACUGCAUGUUCCUCGCCCCCCUCCCUUGCGAGAUGGAGUGCCACUGACCCUGAGCUACAGUGACUACAGGUGGCCUGGACGUGUGAUCACUGAAAGUGCUGCUAUUGAUGGUCAAGCUGGUUUGCUUAUGUGGUGGCGGCAUGUGGAGCCCGGCGAUGACGACCAGGAUCUUCCACAAGCAUCGGGCCAAUCUUGGCAUUGGGGAGGCUGUUGGAAUCUGUCGGACAUCGUUGGCGUACGUUAUACUACGAUGUUUGGAGAUCCUGGGCGGGAGUUUCUCCAUGGUGGUGCUUUGCCAGUUGCGCGGUUUGCACCGUGGGAUCUUCCGGCUGAGCGCAUCGCUAUUCUCGUGUUGAAUCCUUUGAGCACAACCUUCGUGCUCAGCAUUCUUCUUGUUUGGCAGCUGCUGGAAAUCUUUCCUCGGGAAAGUGGUGUUUUCAACAUGUCGCGUCCAGCCUAUGAGCCGGCGCUUCACAGCUCCAUAGCCAUCGCUCUUAGCUGUGCCAUUAUGUCCAUUCUUUCAUUGUGGUGGCUGGGUUUAUUCAGAUAUUGUGUUGGUGAAAAGUACAAGGCUACACAUCUCGGGCCGAAGGCAACCUCCAGGUGGUGGUGGCAGAAGGGCCUCAGCGAGCUAAUUCUGGAAGUCUUCCUCGGUCUAUGUGUGAUGACAACUGUGAUUUGCGUUCUCACGGAGAUGUUUCAGCACGAUGUGACCUGUCACGAACGGCUUUCAAACGACGGGCGCCGGUUGGCUCCCAACUGCAUCAGACAGGUCGGUGUGAACCAGACAUGCGGCGUGGAUGGCUGCUUCUGUGGCAUGCUCUCAGAUCUGCUUUGCGAUGAACCUCCUCUGCCAGCAGAAAUCUGUAUCAAGGUGGUCCGACCCCUUUGCGCAGCUGCUGGCACAAACGUUCGAACAAGCGGUAUGCACGGACACUUGUACAACAUCCUUGUUGCCUCCAUCGUGUUGUCCGUUUUCAACUUUGUCAACUGGGUCAUAACUGCCUGGGCAAUGCUGCUGAAUUGGCUCGGAUAUCAGAUGAGGAACUCGCAGGUCAUCAACAAGCCUGUCGAGCCGAAUACACAGUAUCAUCGGUUUACGGUUCUCUUCGAGUCCCCGACGGAAGAAAGCCUCGUCUUCAACGUAGACUCUUCGGAGGACCCUGAGGCGGUAGCCUGCACCCUUGCAGGGUUUGAU